AUGGCAAUGCGCAUCGCCCCCUCCGCCUCUCACACCAGCACGCACACUCUCCUCCAAGGCUCCUCCCUCGGCGCCCCUUCCGCCCCCGGUCUCCACGACACACUCCGCCACGGCGUCGGCCCAACCCAAAGCUCAUCCCUCUCCACCCUCCCCGACUCCUCGCACCCCCUCGAAAACCGUCUCAAAAAAUGGGAAUCCACGCAAGAAGCUCUCAAGAUGGCUUCUCUGCGCCGCACCUUCGGCAUGAGCGAACCGAUUCGUAGAGGUAUGGAGUUGAAGAUUACGAGAGAGGGGGAGUGGAGACCACUUGCGCUGGGAGGUGGUGGUCCGGGUCUCCACGAAGAAAUUCUCCGAGGAUCCGACACGACGAUUAGCUGGGAAGAUGUAUUCAAAGGAGACGAGACAAGGACAGUACCCGGUUUCCACGAGGAAGUGGAGAGGAAGGUUAAGAUGGGUUUUUAA
This is a messenger RNA of Botrytis porri, 462 nucleotides long. RefSeq lists its product as uncharacterized. NCBI's taxonomy places the organism in Eukaryota, Fungi, Ascomycota, Leotiomycetes, Helotiales, Sclerotiniaceae. The transcript has 3 exons. Bases 1 to 462 code for a protein of 153 amino acids. The record is from RefSeq and is a predicted model, not a curated record. Gene Ontology annotation, biological process: proteasome assembly. Gene Ontology annotation, cellular component: nucleus; cytoplasm.